UGUAGUACGGUCACUCUCGCCGGUCUCUCAGCCCAUCAUUUAUCAUUCUAGAUGUUGACAGACCACGUUAACGGAGCUUUUUUUUAACAAACCUGUCACAAGUUUUAAUGGAAUGGAACCAGACUCCAGUGUAGUGAUAACGUAAUUUUAUUUAAAAUAGUGCAAGUGAAAUAUUUAAUAAGUUUAUUAUUAUUUUUAUUGUCAUUAUUAUUUUUGUAAGACUGGAAAUAGUUAACAUGGUGGAAAGUUCAUAUGCCGGUGAUUCACCAAGAUCUAGAUCUCCAAUGACUGAACCCUCGUCGCCGCUGCAAGACGCACCGGGAAUUUCCGGCAAUAAUAUUAUUAACAAUAAUCACCAGCGUUUCCUGUAUAAUUACUCGCCUGAUAGUGUCCAGCAGAAGCUGAAAACACUCGAACAGAUAACGCAGAAAGAUCACCAUCAUCAUCAUCACCGUGAUCGUGAUCGUGAUCGUGACCGCGAACGCGAACGUCAUGGAUUUUUACGAAGAAGUCCCAUGAGUGCGGAAGAGUCUUCGAGGUAUCGUCAGCGAGAGAUGUCAUCACGUCCCAGCUCAUCGGCCGCACUGUCAUCUCCCACUUCGCUGUUCACAAUCGACAGUAUUUUGGCACCUAGACCGACUGGUGCGAAUUCUACCAGCACCAGCGGCGGUAUUUCUGCUGGUCAAACAAAUUCAGAGACCGUCGGCUCACCACCGCGGACUAUUCAUCCGCUUCAGCAGCAGCUUCAUCAUCUAGCUUUUACACCAGCUGAUUUUUUAGCUGCUGCGUACCCAGGGCUCUAUCCAGGCGGUUAUGUAGCCGCGAUGGCAGCCGCCGGAGUGUCUUUGCACAGCCAACCGGCUUUUUAUCACACGACACAUCCCUAUCAGAUGAACCCCAACGGCCCCGGAGUGGGCCCGAUGACCAAACGUAAGCGCAGACAUCGGACCAUCUUCACGGAGGAGCAGCUAGAGCAGCUAGAGGCCACCUUCGACAAAACCCACUACCCCGAUGUCCUUCUUCGCGAGCAACUGGCCCUGCAGGUCGACCUCAAGGAAGAAAGAAUCGAGGUUUGGUUCAAAAACCGUCGAGCCAAGUGGCGGAAACAGAAGCGCGAGGAACAGGAGCGACUGAGAAAACUUCAACUUGAGCAACGACAGCGCAGCGACGACAGUGUGGCCAAUGCGAUCAGAGUCCCAGGACACCUGAGUCUCAACGGUCAGCACGAUCAGGACACUGACAGUUCGGACCUUGAGGUAGCGUAGUCUUGACUCCUCUCACCGCCACACCCGCCGAUUAAUUACUAUCGACCUCGUGAUCUUUUUUUGUAUAAAAAGUAAACAACAAAUUAUCCAAAUAAAGAAAAAAA
Messenger RNA from Microplitis mediator, 1369 nucleotides. RefSeq names its product homeobox protein goosecoid-like (gene Gsc). Gene Ontology annotation, biological process: regulation of transcription by RNA polymerase II. Gene Ontology annotation, molecular function: RNA polymerase II cis-regulatory region sequence-specific DNA binding; DNA-binding transcription factor activity, RNA polymerase II-specific. Gene Ontology annotation, cellular component: nucleus. Lineage: Eukaryota; Metazoa; Arthropoda; Insecta; Hymenoptera; Braconidae. The record is from RefSeq and is a predicted model, not a curated record. The transcript has 3 exons. The coding region runs from base 237 to 1265 and encodes 342 amino acids.